Suillus plorans is the source of this 1431-nucleotide messenger RNA. Its product is annotated as FYVE zinc finger-domain-containing protein. The record is from RefSeq and is a predicted model, not a curated record. Bases 1 to 1431 code for a protein of 476 amino acids. The transcript is spliced from 6 exons. Gene Ontology annotation, molecular function: metal ion binding. Lineage: Eukaryota; Fungi; Basidiomycota; Agaricomycetes; Boletales; Suillaceae.
AUGGUUGCACCCCUGCCACCGCCGAAACUCUAUUCACCGACACCAACACCAGGACCUCUACCGCCACCUUCUUCAUCAGCCCCAGUAUCAGCAACAACCUCAACCUCAGGUUCUCCUGCAGCGUCAACUCCGUCCCUCCCCUCCACCUCAUCCGCACCUGCAUCUUCCUCUGCACAAAUACGUACAUCCACCCCUACGCGGUCUGCAGCACCCUACCGUCCAGGCUUUCAGCCCAAGGGUGUGUAUCGGCCCCGCACGGACGAAUUUGCUGAAUACCGGACGAAACGUGUUGACGAGGGGCGGAUAGAACAGACAAAGCUAGAGCGUAGGCUCGAAAAGCUUAUCGCUCUGCAUUUUCCUGUGGAGAAUUCUGUUGAGAAAGGCGUGGGUGCGAGGAAAGAUGAGGCUAGUGUCAAUGGAAGGGGAAUGGAAAAGAGGAGGGCUUCGUCUUUUUUCAAUCUCGACCUUAAGAAUAUGGAUGCGAGUGAACUGUGGAAAGGGGUAUUGCAGAGCCAAAUGAUACAGGGCUCCAACGGUGAUACUCGAGCUGCAGAGCAGCGGAUAACACCUUGGCAGGACGAUGCUGCCGUAUCUAAAUGUCCUUUAUGCGUCGCGUCCUUUCACCCACUCACAAACCGUAAACACCAUUGCCGCCUCUGCGGUACCAUCAUCUGCAGUCUUCCUCCAAAGCUCCCGCAGCGCCAGAGCCCCUGUUCAGUGCUUUUCGUCGUCGAUGCCAAGACGCGGCGCAUCGAGGAGGUCGGGGAGGGCGUCGAUUACGGUGUGCGUCGUGCGGGUGCCGGCGAGGAGGAGAAAUUUCUCCGCGGCGUCAGAAUAUGCCGUAGCUGCAGGCCUGUGCUCACGCGACAGCAGUAUUGGCAGGAGAUGGCGAGCGUACCGCCGUUUGUAAGGUUCUAUGAUGCAUUCAUUAGUCUCGAGAAAGAGAUCGAGGAUGCGAUUCCCCAGUUUCAGGACCUGCUUCUUACACUCAGUAAUGACGACCAGCCAACCAAAGAAGCGUCCGCAGCACGGAAGCGUCUCCUGGAUGCCUUUGCUCAAUAUGAUGUUUUGGCCAAACGGAUACGUGACAUUCCUUGCAAUACAGGGUCUUCCCAGAACCACGUGCAGCUCGCAGUCCUCAGCAGGGCGAAUCUAUUUUUGCAGAAGCACAUGUUCCCAUUACAGUCCCUGCCCAAGCCUAAAAAGCGUGAUUCAUCAUCGUCACCUGUCCCUUUCGAGACACCACUUGUGGACCCCGAUUCAGACCUCGCCCAUACACUACAACCGCUUCUAGAACAAGAGGCUCUUCUCGAAUCCUUUGUCGGCGAGGCGAUGGCGCAUCGCAAGUUCGAAGAUGCGAAGACGCUCAAGGCGAACCUCGCCGAAAUCAGAGCCGAAAUCGAUCGUAUGCUAAGUGAUGCUGUGCGGUGA